Molecule: messenger RNA, 720 nt
Organism: Anopheles nili
Lineage: Eukaryota; Metazoa; Arthropoda; Insecta; Diptera; Culicidae
Gene: awd
Product: nucleoside diphosphate kinase
Exons: 2
Coding region: 51-557 (168 amino acids)
Biological process (GO): CTP biosynthetic process; UTP biosynthetic process; GTP biosynthetic process
Molecular function (GO): nucleoside diphosphate kinase activity
Source: RefSeq, a predicted model, not a curated record
AAAUUAGUUCUUCGGGUUGCGAAAGCCAUCUUGUGUGCGAGCAUUUUUGUAUGAUCGUAUCAGUCCUUGCAUUUUUCUCGUUAAUUUCAUCCACGAUGGCCGCUAACAAGGAACGUACCUUCAUCAUGGUUAAGCCCGAUGGAGUCCAGCGGGGGCUCGUCGGACAAAUCAUCCAGCGCUUCGAAGCCAAGGGCUUCAAGCUGGUCGCCAUGAAGUUCAUGUGGCCAUCGAAGGACCUGCUCGAGAAGCACUACGCCGAUCUGUCCGCUCGUCCCUUCUUCCCCGGAUUGGUUACGUACAUGAGCUCCGGUCCGGUUGUGCCGAUGGUCUGGGAAGGCCUGAACGCCGUCAAGACUGGCCGCAAGAUGCUGGGAGCCACCAACCCCGCCGAUUCCGAGCCGGGAACCAUCCGUGGCGAUCUGUGCGUCCAGGUUGGCCGUAACAUCAUCCACGGUUCGGACGCCGUGGAAUCGGCGAACAAGGAAAUCGCUCUGUGGUUCAAGGAUGAGGAACUGGUUUCCUGGACCCCGGCCGCAGAAGGAUGGGUGUACGAGUAAGCAUUUGUGUAGGCGGUGUUCGACGCUGCGCGGGUAGGAGUAUUCCUUUUUUAUUUUAUACAAUUUUAUGUGCUACUCCAUCGCAUUUAUCAAGUGCUUCUUGAGAAGACGAGAUGAAAAAUGACAGAGAAUAAAUGCAAGAACACUAUCACGUACAUCUGCA